This is a messenger RNA of Caenorhabditis auriculariae, 3732 nucleotides long. NCBI's taxonomy places the organism in Eukaryota, Metazoa, Nematoda, Chromadorea, Rhabditida, Rhabditidae. The record is from the annotation of a GenBank genome assembly.
AUGGGAGCUUCGUUGUGCGCUCCAAAGAAAAAGAAAACGGUGAGAAAUUUUUUGUUUGAAAUGAAAAAUGCCAGGAAACUCUAGCACCAUUUUUUAACUUCUUUUGAAGUUUUAUGUCGUGAAAAAGAAGGGAUCAUUUUUUUAAAAAAAUGUAUCUAUAUAAUAUAAAAUGUAUCUAUAUAAAAUAUCUCUCAAGCACGCCAGGUGAGUUAUCAGGUACACAGGCACAUUUAUGUUUUACCUAAAUAAAAUUUAGACUUUUUUUUUGCUUUUGAAUUUUUUUUAAAUAUUCAAUACUCAACGAAUUUCAUUGGUACCUGACCGUGUAGCGCCCAUUCGCUUUAAAAAUUUUUCAAAGCUGCGCCCGACCAAAGACGACUUUCGCGCCUUUGCCAAAAAGUUUUGAAGUUUUUCCCCUGAGCAACCGCAACGACUUAUAACAUAUUAUAUGUUAUCAGAAAACUUCAUAUAGUUUCUUUUCGUUUCUCACAUUCUCAUUAUUCAAUUUUCAUUGAAAUUCCCGAAUUACUGUCUUUUUCUCCAGCAAGUAGGAGCCAGUUGGGUGGGCAACGAGUCGGAAAACCCGUUCGAUGUGUCGCUAACGAAGAAGGAUCGCACCUGUCUCCGUGAAACUUUUCAGGUGCCUUUUUUAUUUUUACUGAUAUCUUGAGGAGAAGUAGAAUGUUUUCAAUCAGACUACAAAUUUACAAAAGUUCACAACCUUUCAGACAUUAAACAAGUAUUGGCGAAAAAAAAAUUGUGGUUGGCUGCUAUUUUGUAUCUUCCAGGUUGAAGGGCUCAAAAAUCUACAAACCUCUUGAAAUUUUUUUUUCAAACUGGAACGAUUUUUCUCGCAUUUUCAAAAUUUUACUACAUUGAAUUAUAGAUUCUGAUGAAAUCGUUUCCAAUAGAAAAAUAAAACUUAGUUUACAGGGAUAGACGUGAUAUUGUUCACCUGGCUAUGAAAAAUAUCAUUCGAGUCUCCCCUGCGAAAAUUUUUAGUUGCCACUCUAGGGUUUAGACUUUUAAAUGGCCACUAUAGUAGUAAAAACAGUGAACACUUCAGAAGUCUAAGUGGUACUAGACCAAUGAACAUUGUAGUGGCCAUUUUAGUGUAUUCUCCAAAUGGUCCUUGGAGAAUCCCUUAAGUGGGCUCUCUCUCAGACAGGCUUUUUUUUUAAUCUUGAAAGCUAUUUCGUUUGCCGCAAAACAUAAAAAAGAAAACUAGGAACUUUAGAGAUUAGAAGAACCGAAAGAGGUGGUCGGGCUGAUCUUCGUCGACAUCGUCAACGACGUCGAGCCGGACCUGAAGAAGGUCUUCGGCGUGGACCGAGCGCCGCGGCCUGUCAUGCUCAAAAUGCCCAAGUUUGGGGGUCAUGUUGCUCGGUUCACUGACCUUCUGGAUCAGGUAGGACUUUUUUGACUUGAGAAAGUUCUGAAGCUUAAACUUGAGUCUAUAUUAUAAAAAUGUUGGUUGCAGAUUUGAAAUCCUUGACAGUGUCCCGAAAAAAAAAACCAAUUUUUUUCAUUCGAGUUAAAUAAAGCACGACCUUUUAUAAUUGCGAGUUUUUGACCUUAGAAUUCUAAGUUGAUCACUUUACAAAGCUCUUUUUCUCUCUCUAAAAUAAUCUCAAAAUAUCAAGAUGACGCCUGUUGGACACAACGUCUUGCUCUCACGCUCCAAUCUUUUUCCCUCAAAAGACACAGAAAACCAAUACGACUAUCUAAAUUAGUAAAGCGUGAGAAAUUCAGACUCUCACAAUUUGGGUUUUUUUCGGCAAAAAAGAAAGAUUGUUUCCUAAUCUUUGAAUAGGAACUAGUAUAAGGUAGUCUUCUCAAAUGGAAAGAGCUUUUUUUUUCGUGACUGAGCCCAUUUGAAGUCAGAAAUUCGAUAGUUACAGUUAACUUCCAUGUUGGGCUACACGGAAAAUUUGACGGGAGCCUGGCAAUUGGUCCGGAAAACCGGAAGAAGCCACGUUCGGCAAGGGUCAGUUUUCUUCUUUUUAUUCCAAAUUUUUGCUUCUUCAGAUUCCUUGAGCUCAACCAGAAUCAGCUAGAGAAAAACUAUUUCGAAGUCGUGCUCAACGUCUUCAUCGAUCGUUUUAUACCUUAUUUGACGGGAGAACAGGUUUGUUGAGUUCGAAAAUCUUUUUAAAUUAGUGAAUAAAAGGUUUUUUAUGAAACCGGGAUUAUUCAAGACCGAUUAGCACAUUAAAAUAACGUUGGAAAAAAGUAGAAAUACAGUUUUUUUAAAAGCAAAAAAAGCUUCAGAAGAUCUCAAAAACAGUAAAAAAAGUUUAUGAAAAAACUGAAAAAGCGCUCCAAAAAACUUUUCGAGUCUGAUUGAUUUCAUUUUAUUCAAACUGAAUUGAAAUUUCAGAAAAAAAUUAGCGAUUUGAUUUUUGAUAAUUUUUUUACUAGGAAAGUAAGACUUUUUCCAAUUCUCUAGGACAGCAGUUCCAUUUAGAAAAAUUGAUCCUUCAAAGGAGGAUAUUUAAAAAAAAUGAUAGUUUAAAAUAAGGUUUUUCUCGAAUUUAUAAUAAAUCAUGUACAUUUCUUGCUUAAAAUCUCUUACUUAACACGAAAUAUGAACUUGGUAGCAAAAAUCCGCCCUUUUUUAGCAAUUACCAAAGGCGGCUGGAUCGGAAAACGAUCAGAAGAAAGUCCGGUUCGCUAACAAUUAUCAACCUCAACAGAUUCAAGAUAUUUGGAAAAAGUACGAUUUUCCUAUUUGUAAAAUGAAAAACGAGGAGAUUUCAGAUUCUUCACCAUAUUAGCCGCCCAAAUGACAGAUUCGUUCGAGUUGGAAAGAGCGAAACAAAGAAACGCCCAAAGUCAGAAAGCGCUGGCCCCGCAUCAACACAUUGAACAAAGCGAACGGAAAAAGAAGAGGAUUCAGGUGAACUUUCGUUUUUUUAAACGAUUCAAAGGAAUUUAUGCGAAAGUAGAUCAAAACUCGGCAACUUCAACGACUCUUAGAGCUUUUCUCUGCGAUUUAAGGGGGGUUUAAAAAGAAGGGCUCGAAUUUUUUUUCACGUUAGUCCCGGCAAGUUUGCUCCACGGAAAAAGUGCAAAAAUUUAUUCAAUGAAUUUUUGGUUCAAAAAAAGUGUUGUUUUUCAGUGUUCAAAAAAAUGAACUCGGUGGAUUUCUGCGCGAAAAAUUCUAUUCGGAAAAAAAACUUGCGAACCUGAUAAAAGGCGACCACGUUGGCUGUUCUGAGCACGGAAGGGUAGCAUGAAUAAACUUGAAGGGAAAAAAUCGCCACGGACACUUUUCGAGCCAAAAAAUAGACGACUUGAAUCCAAGUUUGUUGUAGAUCAAAUUCAUGAGAUCUUUCGUUGACCUCUUUCUUGCUUUCUCUAAAAAUUUCCUUUUCUCUUGGUCCUUCAUGAAAUUGCUUCUCGGACAUUGAAGGCGCAAAACGGACGUUCCUCGGACGUUUCUGAGCAAUUUUUGGGAUCGGCUAAGAGUUCUGAUGAUACUAAAGUGACCACUAGAAAUGCCUUAACACGUCUUAUUCGCUUCCGUUUCACGUUACCAUCGUUCGAGUCUGAACUUCAUUUUUUGAGCUUUUCUCCGUAGAACGCGUUUACGCUCAAAAAGCAGCAGUUUUUUCUCAUCAUUAAGAAGCAAAAAAUGAAAUAUUUCAGGAAAAACAGAGCGAAAUCGAGAAUACGGCGAGCUCCCACGAGCCGAAAGAACAAGAGCAAAUGUUCGAGGAUCCAUUCUAA